GAUGGCUGAAGCUUCAUGCAUAGACAGAUGGAUUGAUAUCGUAAAAGGCUGCAAAUAUCUGCCAGAAUACGACUUUAAGAAAUUAUGUGAGCAUGUGUGUGAGAUACUUCUAGAGGAGAGUAAUGUCCAGCCUGUAUCAACACCAGUCACAGUGUGUGGCGACAUCCAUGGACAGUUCUAUGAUAUGGAAGAAUUGUUCAGAACUGGUGGCCAGGUUCCGGACACCAACUAUGUGUUCAUGGGUGACUUUGUUGACAGGGGUUACUACAGUUUAGAAACCUUCACCAGGUUACUGACACUUAAAGCCAAGUGGCCAGAUCGCAUCACGCUUCUCCGUGGCAACCAUGAAACCAGACAGAUAACGCAAGUUUAUGGAUUCUAUGAUGAGUGCCAGACUAAAUAUGGGAAUGCAAAUGCGUGGAGAUACUGCACAAUGGUCUUUGACCUCCUUACAGUAGCUGCUAUCAUUGAUGAGCAGAUAUUCUGUGUACACGGUGGAUUAUCUCCAGAUAUAAACACAUUGGAUCAGAUCAGGACGAUUGAAAGAGCUCAAGAAAUCCCGCACAAAGGACCAUUUUGUGAUCUUGUCUGGUCCGACCCUGAAGAUGUUGAUACCUGGGCUAUAAGCCAACGUGGAGCAGGAUGGCUGUUUGGUGCUAAGGUGGUCAGUAAGUUUGAACAUGUCAACAAUCUGUCCUUGAUUUGCCGUGCUCAUCAGAUAGUUCAUGAAGGCUACAAAUACAUGUUUGAUGAUCAGAUAGUCACAGUAUGGUCUGCUCCUAACUACUGCUACCGAUGCGGCAACAUCGCUUCCAUCUUAGAAUUCAAAGAUGCAGACACAAGAGAAGCUAAACUCUUCCGAGCAGUCCCCGAUAGCGAGAGGGUUAUACCAGUAAGAGCGACUGUUCCUUAUUUCCUGUGAUGAGAAAGUAGACUAAUGAACUGGAAUGAGUAUUGUGAAAUAACUGAGGAUCUGAGUAAUGUGUUCUUAAUAAUUACUACUAGUCUUUGUUUCAAGACGGUAAUACCAGUAAGAACGAAUGUUCCUUAUUUUCUCUGAUGGCGGCGUAGACUAAUGAACCGGAAUGAGUAUUGUGAAAUAACUGAGGAUCUGAGUAAGGUGUUCUUAACAAUUACUACUAGUCUUUGUUUCAAGACGGUAAUACCAGUAAGAACGAAUGUUCCUUAUUUUCUCUGAUGGCGGCGUAGACUAAUGAACUGGAAUGAAUAUUGUGAAAUAACUUGAAGAUAUGAGUGAGGUGUUCUUGUUGAUUUCUCUUCUUGGUUUCAAGACUGGUAAUACUAGUAAGAGCGACUGUUCCUUAUUUCCUUUGAUGGUAGCAUAGACUUUUUAACUGGAAUGACUACUGUGAAAUAACUUGAACGUAUUUUACAAUUGACUUUGGUACUUAAAUAAAAAACAAAACAUGUUCAGUUGAUAAACGUUUAUUUUCUCAUCAUAAAAAAUAAUGCAAUUUACAAGCAGAUCUUGAUUAGAAUACUUUUAAAUGUUUCAGGCCUGGAAUUACACAGAGACCAUGGUGGCCUCCUUUGCCCUGGCCUUGGUGCCCCUGCAAAGAUUUACCAAAGACAUUAAGAUCCUCCAUUGAAGUGCAAAAUAAAAAUGACCUUGCCCUCCCAAAUAUGUAAUUCCAGGCCUGUGGUUUCAAGAAAUGUUUUGAAGCUUCAGGUACCUUUAAACUGACCGAAAAACAUUCAGUUCAUAAAACUCUCGCAAUGAAGUACGUUUAUUAUGGUUAACUAAUUUACACCUAGUAUAAAUGUACUAUUUUGUUUGCAGGUAAACAACUUUUCAGCUACUUUCCUGUUUUGGAUUUAUCAGCUCUGCCAUUGAAAAAU
Messenger RNA from Asterias rubens (European starfish), 1860 nucleotides. Its product is annotated as serine/threonine-protein phosphatase 6 catalytic subunit-like. Gene Ontology annotation, biological process: G1/S transition of mitotic cell cycle; peptidyl-serine dephosphorylation. NCBI's taxonomy places the organism in Eukaryota, Metazoa, Echinodermata, Asteroidea, Forcipulatida, Asteriidae. The transcript is spliced from 8 exons. Gene Ontology annotation, cellular component: cytoplasm. The record is from RefSeq and is a predicted model, not a curated record. Gene Ontology annotation, molecular function: protein serine/threonine phosphatase activity. Bases 2 to 922 code for a protein of 306 amino acids.